Drosophila rhopaloa is the source of this 826-nucleotide messenger RNA. RefSeq names its product protein C19orf12 homolog. The transcript has 2 exons. Lineage: Eukaryota; Metazoa; Arthropoda; Insecta; Diptera; Drosophilidae. Bases 287 to 709 code for a protein of 140 amino acids. The record is from RefSeq and is a predicted model, not a curated record.
AUAGUGCCAUCGACUUUUGUGCAGCUCUAAUUUGACGCUAUGCGAUCCGCUCUGCUCGACUCAAAGAUUUUUGUAUUUUUGUCGCCGUUCCGUUGCCGUAGCGCAGACGCUAUUGUUUAUAUUGUGAAGUUACUUACAAGUUUGAAAGUCUGAAACCAAUCGGUUAAAACCUGGAUCGACCUUGAUCGGGGGCACGUAAUCGAACCGAUCGCAUACGCAUACGGAACAAAGUCUAAACAGGAAGCACGAGCAUUGCGAAAUUCGGGCAAAACCACGUAGCCGAAAGAUGCCCAUUGAUACGAGGGAGCUAAUGGAGGCGAUAGCCAUCGUGGCGGACGAGCGCAACGUGCGCGUCACCGUGAAACAGUCAGGCAAAGGAGCAGCCAUCUGCGCCGCCUGCUCAUUCGCGGGCGGAAUGCUCCUGGGUCCCGUGGGACUGGCAGUGGGCGGGGCCGCCGGAGGCAUCGCCGCCUACAAGAUGACUAGCGGCUCUUUCAGACCACUUGGUGAAGUCAUCCUGAACGACCUGACGGACGCACAGCGCGAGCAGCUGGUGCAGCACGUGUCCAAGGCCGUGGCUGACAUACAUCCCACCGACGUGGUUAUGCUCCUGCCGCUAAUUGUCCAGAACGCCUCCAUCCAGCAGGCAGUGCUCAACACGGUCAUGUCCUUUGUGACUAACGAGUUGCGUAUGCAGAUUGUCGAUUGACCUGCCGCGCGGAACAGUAGGCGAUGGCCAGGUAAUUGUAAAAUUCGGGGCGCGAUCUUAGUCGAAACCUUUGUGAUCUGUGUAGGUUUAUUAAUAAAUACUCUAUAUGUACAUAAA